AUGUUAGAUUUACAAAAGGCGUUUGACACUGUAGACCAUGACAUCUUGUGUAGAAAGUUACAAAAAAUGGGUGUGGAAGAGGUAGAUGGCGUGUUAUAUCCUGGUAUUGUUAAAGAAAAACAGGAAGCUAAAAAGACAUACGAGAAAGCUAAACGAAAAGGACAGUCUGCUGGACACAUAUUUUAUAAACCUCGAGACACUAAUAAAUUCCGCGUUACUAUAAAUAUUGCUGCGCAAUCGGAAGUGACGUUCCAGUUGACGUACGACGAACUUCUUCAACGAAAACGAGGCCAAUAUGAGCAUAUCAUUUAUAUUGAUCCAAAACAAGUAGUAGAUCAGCUUCUUGUGGAAGUUUUCAUCUACGAGUCUCGUGAAAUUACAGCAUUAAGAAUACCCCCAGUACGAAACGAUAUUUUGUCCAAUUCCUUUGAAAUAUCAACCAGCAAUGACUUAGCUCUUGUUGAACGACCGUCUCCAAAAACUGCUUACAUCAGAUACAAUCCGUCACCAGAGGAACAGAAAAAGGACUCAGCACAGGGCGUGUCAGGUUUAUUUAAAGUCCAGUAUGACGUGCAAAGGUCACUUGACGCAGGAGAUAUUUACGUGGUUGAUGGAUACUUCACCCACUUUUUUGCACCAGUUGGUCUUGCGCCCCUUCGUAAAAGGAUUCUUUUUGUUCUUGACAUAAGCGGGUCAAUGAGUUUCUCACGCAAAAUAACACAACUAAAGGAAGCUAUGACUCAAAUAUUAAGCCAACUGAACGACGAGGAUUAUUUUAACAUUGUUACAUUUGAAAGCAAUUCACAUCCAUGGUCACCUGAAAUGAAAAAAGCUAACAGUGACAAUAUAAAUGAAGCAACCGAGUUUGUGCAAAACCUUAUAGCGGAAGGCGGAACAAAUGUUCAUGAUGCGUUGACAGAUGGUUUAGAUAUUCUUCAAAAUAGCAACGACGUGGGUGUUAACGCUCCUAUUAUUGUUUUCCUUACUGACGGUGACCCUACUGUUGGCGUUACAAAUUUCAAUGAAAUUCUUAAUGCUGUUGAAUCUAAGAACAAAAAUAAAAUACAAAUUUUCAGUUUAGCUUUCGGGAGUGACGCUAAUUUUGAAUUUCUUAAAAAGAUUUCGGCUCGCAAUAACGCAUUUGCCCGAAAGAUUUAUACUGAUGCUGAUGCGAUGCUACAGUUGACUGGUUUUUAUAACGAAAUUUCAGAUGUUCUCCUUUCGAAAGUGUCAUUUACAUAUCUGGAUGACACGGUUAACCUUACAUCUCUUACACAAUCACAGUAUCCUAGUUUCUUUGAUGGAUCAGAACUUGUUGUAUCAGGAAAACUGAAUGAGUUAGACUCUGAUUUCAAUGCUCUUACACUUUCCGUUGUCGGAAAUGGAAACAAAGGUGUAAUAGAGUUAUCGUCAACAACUAAAAUUGAAAAUCAGGGUAAAAAUAACAUACCAGACUUUAAAACAAGACUGGACUAUUCAACCAUUGUUGAAAAGACAUGGGCGUACUUGACGAUAAAGAAAUUGUUGAAAGAGGAAUUGAUUACAGAGAAUGAUCUGCUAAAAGAAGAGAUUAAACUUGACGCUUUGCAUCUGGCUUUAGACUAUAAUUUCGUUACUCCAAUGACGUCAAUGGUUGUUACAAAACCCGAGAGAAAAAAGGAGAACGACACAAAAGAGACGAAUAAUGUACAAGAGGACGAUGCUAAUGCGCUAGAAGGUUACAAUGAUCCAGGAACAGCUGCUUUGACAGGCUCUUCGGGAACGCUCAGUCUGGCAGGAAAUAAGGCAAAGUUUAUGACGGACAGUGAUCCCCAUUUUAUCGUUACCGUCAAAGGUUUAGAUUAUGCUAUCUGUUUCGACGUGAUGGGUGAGGAAGGGGAUGUAUAUAAGUUAAUUACUGACACAUAUUCCGGUCUGACAGUCGAUGCAAAAGUUGUGGCUAAUAAAAUGGUCGUGAACGGAGCGAAUGUUUCCCAUCACUCUAACCCCAGUGAAAUUAAAACUUUUCUCGGCGAAAUACAUAUAAAAAGAAGGCGAAUGGAGCUAACUGUGACACCAACAAAAAUCACUCUGAUGGGUGAAACUAUCGACUGGACUAAUGGUACCACACUGAGUCACGGUAAAACAAAAAUUGUCAUUGACCAGGCUGGCUCGAUGGUGGUGGUAAUGUUCUAUGACAGAGUUACGUUUCUUGUCAUGCGACAUCUAAGGUCGAAGUCAUUAUUGAGGGCAGGAAAGGUCAAUUUCCUCGGCCUAUAUAUUGUCGAGUAUAAAGGAUUGUCUUACCAUACACACGGACUACUAGGUCAGUUCCUACACAGAAACGUUAUUUUAAAGAAAACAAAAAAUCGGAAAGGAAAGUUGAUGGGUCGUUUGAGGGUAAGUGGCAAUACACAGAGACCACGCAAGGUAAUGGCCACUUUAGGCCACCGGUUAAAUCUGGCAAAAAACGAAACUGUGUCGUGCUGGAUGGUCCAACAUAAUGGCGAUGCCCUUCUUGAUGGAAAAAUCACAGAUUAUUUGAUUAAAAGAGGUUCGUCUGACGAGUCGGGUUUAAACAUUUCAAACGAAAAUAAACAACAGGAAAAACAGGGGAAAAUAUCAAAUGUUAAGCAUAAACUUGAAAAAAUCAAACCCGACAGUGAGAAAGAUAGCAAGUAAAAUGCUUUUUGAAUAGGUGACGACUAAGACUGUUGUGACGGUGUAGAAAAUUCAUCAUUCCUAAAGAUAGAAUGGACGAAUAUUAAAAUAAAGACAAGUAGCAUAAACAUUGGAUAUUAUGAUGCAGAUGUAAUGAGGUGGCAUUUAGUGAUCAUAUGAAUCUUUGGUUUGGAUAUCAUGAAUUAAUUAUCGUACUGUGCUGACGUAUCGUAGUGAACAUUACGAUUGCCAAACUGACCUUCUGAUAAACAAGAUUGAUGGUGUUGUACAUAUGUAUACCAUUGUAAACUUAAAGUGUGAAGAAGAUAAGUCGUGGAGAGAAAUUGGUGAGAGGGAGUUUGCUUUUUUCGAAAUAUCAAAAACUGAUACAGUAACUAACAGAUAUGUAUAUGUUUGCUUGAUAUGUACCCCGUCUUUGAGUUAAAUGUAUAUACGUGUUUGGAAAUUAAACGUAAAACGACGGGAAAUGUCGAAGCACAUCGAUGUUUUCAAAUGUGAAAUGAAGACGAGAAGGGAUCUUCAACAUUAUAUGUAGACGAAAAGGUUUUGAUACACGUUGUUAUAUGACUGCUUUGAUUAUUCACUCAAGUAAAGUGCAUAUUUACAUGAUCAUAUAUAAACUUUCGAAUGAUUGAGAAAUUUUGUAUACAAGGUUUAAACAUUCACAAUAUUUUCAUUUCUUCAAUGGUUAUGUUUUGAUAGGACAGUUAUAACAACGGUUUUGCUGGUAUGCAUGUGUAUAUAGACAACUGUUAGUCAAAAUAUGGUUUGAAAGAAUAUUAAACUUACACAAAAAAAUAUCAAAAUGGCAUAAUUAUAUAUAUCCUGAUUGGAUAGUUUUGUAAAUUAGCUUAUGAGAAAAUAAUAUGAUGAUAUAAAAUCUUUUGAAGUGUUA
Molecule: messenger RNA, 3556 nt
Organism: Ruditapes philippinarum (Manila clam)
Lineage: Eukaryota; Metazoa; Mollusca; Bivalvia; Venerida; Veneridae
Product: inter-alpha-trypsin inhibitor heavy chain H3-like
Exons: 12
Coding region: 1-2661 (886 amino acids)
Biological process (GO): hyaluronan metabolic process
Molecular function (GO): serine-type endopeptidase inhibitor activity
Source: RefSeq, a predicted model, not a curated record